Molecule: messenger RNA, 1152 nt
Organism: Entrophospora candida
Lineage: Eukaryota; Fungi; Glomeromycota; Glomeromycetes; Entrophosporales; Entrophosporaceae
Source: the annotation of a GenBank genome assembly
AUGGAUCCAGUAACUUUACCAUGUGGAAACACCUUCUGUCGCUCAUGUUUAAUGCAAUAUACUUCUUUACCAAACGGAAGGUUUAAUUGUCCUAUAGUGGGUUGUAGUAGAAUACAUUGUAAAGAUGCUAGAACCGAUGUCACCAUACAAAAAUUAUCUGAUAGGUGUCCAAAUCAAGCAAUAAGAGAUAUACUAGUACAAGAUGUCGAAUGUACAGUCUGUUUUCAUUUAUUUUUAGACCCUAUAACAACAUCUUGCGGCCACACUUUUUGUAAAUCAUGUCUAACACGUUCCCUAGAUCAUUCUGGCUCAUGUCCUUUAUGUAGACAUCCUUUUCACAAUUACGCCUCAAUCCUCAAUCAUCCAGUGAACAAAUCUAUUACUACCUUCAUAAAGUCAAUGUAUCCAUCCUUAUUUUUCGAUAGAAUACGACUUGCAGAAUCUGAAUUAAGCGACACAAUGCGCGAGACUCCGCUAUUCAUUUCAACAUUAAUCUUUCCGAGUAUGCCUUGUUUCAUACAUAUAUCUGAAGCUCAUUAUAGACUGAUGUUAAGAAGAUGUUUAGACUCCAGAGCACGUCAAUUUGGCAUGGUGUUAGGACGUGGUGGUAAUAACGACUAUUAUGAGUAUGGGACAAUGUUAGAAAUCAAAUCAGCCGAGUUCUUAACAGAUGGUCGUUCACUGGUUGAAACAAUCGGCACAUAUCGUUUCAGAAUAUUGUCAAGGUCAAAAAAGGAUGGUUACGAUGUUGGCGAUAUUGAAAGGAUAGAUGAUGUGAGUCCAGAUGAAGAAGCUGACUUGGAAAGAGAUGCAAUCCGGCGAGCAGAAAUAAAUAAUCAAGACCCUAGUAAUCCUAGGAUAUACGAGCCUACAACUUCUGAACUUAUAGCAACGGCACAUCAAUUUAUUGAAACUUUGAAAAAUGGUAAUGCUCCAUGGGUACUACCACAUCUCAAUACUACAUUUGGUGAUAUGCCUGACGACCCAUCUGAUUUUUCUUUUUGGGUUGCUUCUUUCAUUCCAAUUGACGACUCUGAAAAAUAUAAAUUGUUGGAGAAAAGAUCAAUCAGAGAGCGAUUGAAGAUGGUCGUGUCUUGGAUUAAUCAAUUAAAAGAACAAUGGUGGUUUGCUCGUGAUUGUGUAAUUUCAUGA